AUGGCGGACGGGAGUGAUUCCGACGAGAACCCGAGAAGGGACACCAUUUUAUCGAAGACUAUCAUGAAGGGAGAUGGCUCGGCCAGGAGGGCUGAGAUUCCAACGAUAUAUCGGCUCGAGUCGUCGGAUGGCCCGGGCAACGUUCUGAUCGCUUGUAAUCUAAAUGGCGACAACUACUUGACAUGGUCACGUGCAUGGCUGUUCAACACAAUGGAGAAGGAUCUCCAAUCGACAGUCGCUUAUGCUAUGGACGCGAAAGAACUAUGGGACGAUCUCAAAGAACAGUAUUCGGAAGGAAAUCAGACUCAGAUUUAUCAAAUCAAAUUCGAAAUCUAUAUUCUCAAGCGGGAUGGGAAGAGAGUGCGGGAAUAUUAUUCCAAAUUGAAAUUACUGUGGGAUGAACUCGAGUUUUAUCUUGAGAAACCGAGCUGUUGCUGUGGAGCCAACAACAAGUUCGUGGCACAACGGGAAACGGAGAAGAUAUUUCAGUUUCUCAUGGGUCUCACCUCCGAAUACAACACAGUACAAUCCAACAUCCUUAGUAUCGAGCUAAUGCCGAGCCUGAAUAAAGUGUAUCAAAUGAUUGUGCACGAAGAACGUCAAAAACUUGUUGCACGAUCUCAUGAUUCGACACCAGAGGCAGCUGUUUUUUUCGUAAAAGGAGGAGGCGGACCGAACAAUGUCGGAAAACAGCAGCAGCAGCCAUCCGAAGCAAGGCCGGUCUGUGAGCAUUGUGGCAAGCUAGGCCACACGAACAAGAAUCUGUUGGGCCUUGAAUGGCUACCCAGCAUGGUACACGGUAGAAUGGGGCAAAGGAAAGAAGCCCAUUGGACAGGAUAG
Molecule: messenger RNA, 840 nt
Organism: Rhodamnia argentea
Lineage: Eukaryota; Viridiplantae; Streptophyta; Magnoliopsida; Myrtales; Myrtaceae
Exons: 2
Coding region: 1-840 (279 amino acids)
Source: RefSeq, a predicted model, not a curated record